AAGCGCAGGCGCGAGGCGGCCACAGGUGAUCUUCACGAUGGCGGCCUUCAGGGCACUGGCGUCAGGAUGUGGGCGGCUGCUCCGGGCUUUUCUAGAGGGGCCUGCUCCAGUCAGUUGGGCUCGGCCUCCGACCCGGGGUCUCCGAGAAGUGGUGGAGAUCCAAGAAGGGAAGACAACUAUUAUUGAAGGCCGAAUUAUUCAAACUUCCAAGGUGGCACCAGAGCCUCCUAAUCCCUCUGGCCAGUGCCCAAUCUGUCGUUGGAAUCUGAAAUAUAAGUAUAAUUAUACGGAUGUCCUUCUGCUGAGUCAAUUUAUUCGGCCCCAUGGGGGAAUGCUGCCCCGGAGAAUCACAGGUCUGUGCUUGGAAGAACAUCGGAAAGUGGAAGAGUGUGUGAAGAUGGCUCACCGGUCAGGUCUGCUACCGAAUCAUAGGCCUAAGCUUCCAGAAGGAUUUGUUCCCAAGAAAAAACCCCAACUCAAUCGGUACCUGACACGAUGGGCUCCCCGCUCUGUCAAACCCAUCUUAAAGAAAGGUCCAAAAUGGAACAAAGUUCGAAUGCCUGUGGGCUCCCCCUUGCUUAAGGAUAAUGUCAACUAUACAAACAAACCCCUAGUGAUGUACCAUUAAUGGGAGGGAAUAGUUUGUAAGAUCAACUUGGCCAAAACUCCCUACCCCUGGCAAUGGGAACUAUCUCCUUUCAUUCCAAGGAAGGACUAGAAGGUAAAUCCAGCCUGGAACUGCUACAGACCCAGAUGCCUUCAAAAUUAGUUAUUCCUCACCAAAAUGUGGACAACAGGAAGGCAAUAAGAAUAUGGUCCAAAUUCUGAUGGAAAUGCUUAUGGCAUCAUAGAAUGGACUCUAAAGCAGCUGCUAGUGAUAGGGAAACAAAUGGCGAAUGUACCAUAUGUUCAGCUCAGACUGAACUCUUUGAGUUGAAGAUAUAAAUAUUACCCAAGAAAUGUCAUAAAACAAGACAUGUUUGCUAAACUA
Sarcophilus harrisii (Tasmanian devil) is the source of this 991-nucleotide messenger RNA. It is a transcript of the gene MRPS18A, whose product is annotated as mitochondrial ribosomal protein S18A. The record is from RefSeq and is a predicted model, not a curated record. Gene Ontology annotation, molecular function: structural constituent of ribosome; small ribosomal subunit rRNA binding. Gene Ontology annotation, biological process: mitochondrial translation. Gene Ontology annotation, cellular component: mitochondrial small ribosomal subunit; ribosome. The transcript is spliced from 6 exons. NCBI's taxonomy places the organism in Eukaryota, Metazoa, Chordata, Mammalia, Dasyuromorphia, Dasyuridae. Bases 38 to 628 code for a protein of 196 amino acids.